CUUAUGCUGUUUAAUUACAGGGACCAAAUCGCAAUUUUGCUUUUCCGCUAAUAGUAUCUGGCUCUCUCGUUCCCAUUUUCCUGCCCACCAAACAGAGAGUAGUAAAAAAUGAGUGAAAACGAAUCGGUUGGAAAUGGAAAAGGAGGCAUUGGUUUGCUUAAUCAAUUUGAGCUUAUUUUGGACUCUGAUCCUCUCAUUGAUGAAGUAGGGUUUAUUCAUCCAUCACAAUUCACCGCACUAAGCAGCGAAUUGCAAGCAAAAGAUGCGAUCCUUAGCUCAAAAAUCGACAAAGUUAAUGUAUUGGAUCAUGAAAGUACAAGUUUUUGGAAUAGAGAUCAUAAGUUAGGGAUUUCAAUGCAUGUAAUUCUUCCACUUUACACAGCUGCCAAAGAUGCGUUCAUGAAUGCAAUUAAAGGAUUUAAGAGAGUUGAGAAUUUGUCUCUUGAAGAUGAUUCUUGUGGAUUUUCAUCUCUGGAAAGUGAGGUUAUGAAGCAUAGCAAAGCCCUUUUAUUGUUAAGUUGUGAUUUUGGCACUGCUUGGAAUUCCAGGAAGUUAAUUUUGUCAAAGAAACAGUACAUGCCAAUGUUCAUUGAAGAACUUCUUUUGUCAGCUCUUGUUCUUUCCUAUUCACCAAAAAGUGAACAAUCUUGGUGUCAUAGGCGAUGGGUGAUCAAGAUGAUUUCUGGGAAAUGCUCAACAUUGCAGGAGAUUCUGGGGAAAGAAUCUGAGCUAGUGGAGAAAAUAGCCGAGAGAUCAAAAAUGAAUUACCGAGCAUGGAAUCACCGCUGCUGGUUGGUUGGUUACAUGACAAGAGAACAGGUGUUACUUGAGUUGAAGAAAUCUAGAUAUUGGGCUGGGUUGCAUGUUGCUGACAGUUCUUGCUUUCAUUAUCGUAUGAGACUAAUGCUUAGGAUUUUGGAGCAAUUCUGCUGCAAACAAGAUGAUGAAUCUUCUGAUCAUGAUGUUGAAAUUUGUCAAAUGUGGCAGGAGGAGCUUCAAUGGAAUGAAGAAUUAAUAGAACUUUAUGUAGGAAGAGAGGCUCUGUGGCUCUAUCGCCGGUUCCUUUCCCUAUGCUGGAUAAGGCAUUUUAUAAGCGAUAUAAUCCACCAUUCUGAGCACAAGUCUCGUGUAGUUGCUAACAUCAAUGAAUUUUUGGAUCAUGAGUUAUGUCUUGUAAAUUCAUGGUCAACUAUACCUGAUGAUGACUAUGAAGAUUUCCAAGCACAAGCUGUACAUUCUGCUACCUACAUUUUAUGGUUGAUGAAGCAAAUCCCCGAGUCCCAAGGAAUUGAGCUCAAAAAGAAGCUAAAUGCUGGAAAUUGGAAGACCAUGCUGAACGUGGCCUGUGCUGAAAGAUCCUCACUCUGGGACAGUUUAGCCACCUACCUGGAAACAUCUAACUAGUGGUCUGAAAGAAAAUAUACAUCUACUAAACAUAUUUUAGGCUUAGUUUCUUCGUGCCUAGUUAGUGAUUGUCUUAUACUUCCUGCUAAAUCGGGAAGUGCCAUAAGAAGAUGUAAAAUGCUCUCUAUCCGGCUAGCAAAAAUCAUAAUUCAAGCACAGCAACUGGGAUUGAAUUAUAGUUUCUUUGAACACUUCCAUUCAUCAAACUAAAUUGCAGUGCCUCAUUCCCUCUUGGAGUUUAUUACAUUAA
Ricinus communis (castor bean) is the source of this 1654-nucleotide messenger RNA. RefSeq names its product protein prenyltransferase alpha subunit repeat-containing protein 1. NCBI's taxonomy places the organism in Eukaryota, Viridiplantae, Streptophyta, Magnoliopsida, Malpighiales, Euphorbiaceae. The record is from RefSeq and is a predicted model, not a curated record. The transcript has 10 exons. Gene Ontology annotation, cellular component: protein farnesyltransferase complex; cytoplasm; CAAX-protein geranylgeranyltransferase complex. Gene Ontology annotation, biological process: protein geranylgeranylation; protein farnesylation. Gene Ontology annotation, molecular function: CAAX-protein geranylgeranyltransferase activity; protein farnesyltransferase activity. The coding region runs from base 109 to 1404 and encodes 431 amino acids.